Ostrinia furnacalis (Asian corn borer) is the source of this 1552-nucleotide messenger RNA. RefSeq names its product ran-specific GTPase-activating protein. The record is from RefSeq and is a predicted model, not a curated record. The transcript is spliced from 4 exons. Gene Ontology annotation, biological process: nucleocytoplasmic transport. Gene Ontology annotation, molecular function: GTPase activator activity. Bases 108 to 779 code for a protein of 223 amino acids. Gene Ontology annotation, cellular component: nuclear pore; cytoplasm. NCBI's taxonomy places the organism in Eukaryota, Metazoa, Arthropoda, Insecta, Lepidoptera, Crambidae.
AUUAUUCAUUCGUUCAUUCACAAAGUAACUGAGCUUUACAGAUUUGUUUGUAUUUAUUCUUUUUGUCUUAUUUUCUUAUUAAAAUACCAUUUAUUUGUAGUUGGAAAAUGUCUUCUCCAACGGAAGAAAGCGUGCGGCGUAAUAGCGAAAGCGAGGCUGGUGAUGCGGAGACGCCUGAACACGACCCUCAUUAUGAGCCUAUCGUGUCGUUACCGCUCGUCGACAUUCAGACUAAUGAGGAAGAAGAGGAGGAACUGGUUAAAAUUCGUGCCCGGCUCUACAGAUACGACACUGCUGAUCAUGAGUGGAAGGAACGUGGGACAGGAGAUAUCAAAUUAUUACGCCACAAAGAAAAUAACACUGUGAGAGUAGUCAUGAGACGUGACAAGACCUUGAAGGUGUGUGCCAACCACUUCAUCACGCCAGACAUUAGGAUGAACGUCCACUGUGGCUCGGACAAAGCAUUCAAUUGGUCUGUCUUUGCGGAUUAUGCUGAUGAGAGAUGCAAGCAAGAGUUGCUUGCCAUCAAAUUUGGAAACCCACAGAAUGCAGAACUAUGGAAAACGAAAUUUGCUGAAGCCCAAGAAAUAGUUCGAACAAAAUGUAGUCUUUACAACGACCAGUCUUCAGAUGAGGAGAGCAGCAUCACCCGUAGUGAAGACACUGACACUCCGGAGCCCAAGAGCUCGGACAAAGCAGACAAUCCCUCGGAAAAAGAUGCAGAGGGUGUUGUACUAAAACUAAAAGAACUCAAAGUGGAAAGUGAAAAGUCAGAUUAACAAUGAAAUAUAAUAAAUACAUAAAUAAGAGGCCAAGGUGUGACAUGUUGUUGCAGCUCAUUUAAAUAUAUUUUUAAAUUUAGAAUUUAUUUUCAAUAGUAACUAUCAAGAUACACUAAUAAUAACUGUCUAUAAAUGCUCUUAUCAUUUAACAGAAACCCAAUGGUUUUUAGUUUUGUGUUAUAGGUCAUGCAUUUUUAGUCUUAUGUUAAAAUAAUGAUAAUAUUCAUCACAAUGCUUUUUUUAUAUUAUAUUUCCAAUUUGAAGACUUAAAUUUUCAAGCUUUUUAAGUAAUAAAGAAUGUGAAUUCUGUUCACUACAUUUUGACACCAACAUGGAAAUAGUGAGCUAUUUGUAUAUUCCAAGAGCUUUCGAAUAAUAAUAAUUUUAAGUAUACAUUAGUGAUCAUAGUAAAAUUUUAAUGUUGAUGUGUAAUUAAAUGUUUUUGGUAAAUUCUUUGCCAAAUAGGGGUAUUGUUAUAUUUUUAAUUUGCAGAAACUAUAUUAUUCAUCAUCAUUGCAAUAUUCUUUUGAACAUUUUCUAGAGUAAAAUGUCUAUUUCUUUAGACAUAUAAGUACCUACUUUAAUUGUAUGCAUGCAUUUAUAUUUUUUUAUCUCUGUAAUGAUAGGACUUCUGUCAAUUAUCUUGGGUUUUAAAACUGUGAGUUCUUUAGUUAUAUUCUUACAUAGUAAUUGACUUUUACACAAAUUACUGUUCUUCUUCUCAUCUAUUUCAACAUUCCUGCUUUUUUAAAGAAAAAAAUUGUGAUUUG